ACACCAAAGAAACAUGCUAUUUCGCGAAGAAAGAGAGACACAUGGCAUCAUCAUCAACAACUACCAUCUCUCUUUCCUUAGCUACAUUGUCUUCUACUACUGCCACUGUUACUUCCUCAAUAACCCAAACUAAGACUUCCUCCAUUUGCAGCUUCAGAUCCCAUGAAAGGACUUUAUCUUCUUCGCUACUGGGCACAAGAAUACGUGUCUAUAACAAAACAGCAAGAACAAGAGUGGUGGAAAAGAGUAGCUCUUCAAACGGGAUCACUUGCUUAGCUUCAUCUUCUGUUCUUCCAUCAGCUCUUCUCUUUGAUUGUGAUGGCGUGCUUGUUGAUACUGAGAAAGAUGGCCACAGGAUUUCUUUCAAUGAUACUUUCAAUGAAAGAGAACUGGGAGUGAGCUGGGAUGUGGAUUUGUAUGGCGAGUUGCUCAAAAUAGGAGGUGGAAAAGAGAGGAUGACAGCCUACUUUAACAAGACUGGGUGGCCGGAAAAAGCUCCCAAGAGUGAAGAAGAGAGAAAGGAAUUUAUAGCUUCACUUCAUAAGCGAAAGACAGAGCUGUUCAUGGCCCUUAUUGAGAAGAAAUUGUUACCUCUUCGACCAGGCGUUGCAAAGCUGAUUGAUCAGGCUCUUGGAAAAGGAGUAAAAGUUGCUGUCUGCAGCACUUCUAAUGAAAAGGCGGUCUCCGCGAUAGUUUCCUUUCUGCUGGGGGCUGAACGAGCAGAAAAGAUCAAGAUAUUUGCAGGAGAUGUUGUUCCACGCAAAAAGCCUGACCCGGCCAUUUAUACAUUAGCAGCCAACACUCUGGGUGUUGAUCCUUCAAGCUGUGUAGUGGUGGAGGACAGUGCAAUAGGUCUUGCAGCUGCCAAAGCUGCUGGAAUGAAGUGUAUAGUAACAAAGAGCGGUUACACAGCUGACGAGGACUUCUUGAAUGCCGACGCGGUCUUUGAUUGCAUUGGGGAUCCUCCAGAGGAGUGUUUCGACUUGGCCUUCUGCGGAAGUCUUCUUGAGAAGCAGUAUGUCAGCUAGCUCAUAUUAUUUUCAUAAUCACCACUCCUCAUAUAUAUAUUUUCUUAAUAUGUAAUAAACUUUAUCCAUGAUUAAUUAAGACCUUUCAUGCCUCAAUGCUGAUCAAAUCUUGAACAUUGAAAUGAAACAGAACAGAAGCCAAAUGCUAUGCCAUCCUAUGCCUA
Populus euphratica (Euphrates poplar) is the source of this 1192-nucleotide messenger RNA. RefSeq names its product Haloacid dehalogenase-like hydrolase (HAD) superfamily protein. Gene Ontology annotation, molecular function: hydrolase activity. NCBI's taxonomy places the organism in Eukaryota, Viridiplantae, Streptophyta, Magnoliopsida, Malpighiales, Salicaceae. The coding region runs from base 42 to 1028 and encodes 328 amino acids. The record is from RefSeq and is a predicted model, not a curated record. The transcript is spliced from 8 exons.